AUGGCGUCCGGCAUACAGGCGUGUGCUCGAUGCUCAGAUAAUUUCAUUGUGAAUACCAAGAAUAUUUCUUGCGAUUUUUGCAAAAAGUUGUUCCAUCAUCAUUGUGCUGAGGUCGACGACAAAUUAGCUAAAGUUAAGCGUGAUUGUGCGGGAAUCAAAUGGUUCUGCAGCGAUUGUCUUCCAAUGAUAAAUGGCAAGCUGAAAAUGGCAGAUUUUGGGGAAGCAGUAUUUAAUCGAAAACCUGAAAAGUCUGAAGUUAGAAUGGUGUCUGGUUCACGGGCGUCAAGGAGCAGUGCUAGUAUGCCCGAAAGUGAUUUAGCUGUAUUGGAAAAAGAAAUUGAGUGCCUGGUAAGAGAAAAAAAUUUGAUCGAUAAAAUCGCAAACGAGAGAGGUUAUAUUGUGGAAAUUCAGAAAAAACUCAUAAGUGACCUUGAAGAUAAAUUUCGAAGUCAGCCAGUGGGCAACAGCAGCAAAAACAAAGAUUGUGUUUCGUACAGUGCUAUCGUGGAAAAAGUGGACCAUUCAUUUUUGUUGAUUAAGCCUGCAGAUCGUUCUACUUCGUACAAAACUGUCGAAAAUGAUUUUAAAUCUCGUUAUUCGCCUGGUGCUCUUAAUGUCAAUAUCAACAAGACUAAACUCAACAUAAAUGGUCUGAAUGUUGAUACAGGGUGUACCUAA
Messenger RNA from Acanthoscelides obtectus, 678 nucleotides. The record is from the annotation of a GenBank genome assembly. NCBI's taxonomy places the organism in Eukaryota, Metazoa, Arthropoda, Insecta, Coleoptera, Chrysomelidae.